CUUUGAUUUUGCAUACUGGAGGACAUUCGGCACCAUGAAGUCGGUCUUGCCUCACAUUGCCGUGGUGCUUUUUUCUCUCUCUUGGGCCGUCCACGGCCAGGGCUAUAAUGUAAAUAGCGGAAAUUUUCCUCCGCUACCAACUGCCAGGACGACCCCAUUCCCUAGAUCCGGUUUAACUACCAAGCAAUAUUAUUACGACCAAAGGGCCCCUGCCGGUGCCGCUCAUGCCAUCACCGACAGUCCGUUGGCUGGAAAACAUCUACCUGCAAACACUGUUUCUGCGGUCCACGGAUCUGAAUGCACAAUUUUCAGUGACGCCUACCCUGACCAGUACCUGACGAUGGCCUCCGGCUACUUCCACUACUACCCUGAGCUGAAAAAGGGCAACCCGAAGGCAGUUGCCGGCAGCUGGGACUGGACAGGUGUUUGGAAGAUCACCUAUCUCACUGUCCAGGGCCGCACGCACUUCCAACUUUUCAACCUGGGCACCAACAACUACCUGACCUUCAACGAAACUAAACACGAAUUCGUCAGAGGCACCACCAAAGCCGAUUACGUGGCCAACCUGUGGGACAUCACCGAGCACUUCAAAGCGGGCGGCCCCUCUUACAAGACCAUCCAGCACUCGCAGCCACCCAAAGGGUACCUGCACGCCCUGACCAGUAACAAGAAGUCUGACACCAGGCCUGUUGGAAUUUUGGCGCUGCAGCCUGGCAAGGACAUUUAUCACUGGAAGGUUACUUGUGGAACGUAAAAUGAUCUUUCAGAAGGAAAAACAAAAAUUGUAGUCAAAAUUUUUAAAUAAAAUUGAAAUUUUUUUAUAAUUAAA
This is a messenger RNA of Neocloeon triangulifer, 829 nucleotides long. RefSeq lists its product as uncharacterized. The record is from RefSeq and is a predicted model, not a curated record. The transcript is spliced from 2 exons. The coding region runs from base 35 to 754 and encodes 239 amino acids. NCBI's taxonomy places the organism in Eukaryota, Metazoa, Arthropoda, Insecta, Ephemeroptera, Baetidae.